Messenger RNA from Lampris incognitus (smalleye Pacific opah), 583 nucleotides. It is a transcript of the gene mrps24, whose product is annotated as mitochondrial ribosomal protein S24. Gene Ontology annotation, biological process: translation. Bases 24 to 539 code for a protein of 171 amino acids. The transcript has 4 exons. Gene Ontology annotation, cellular component: mitochondrion. The record is from RefSeq and is a predicted model, not a curated record. NCBI's taxonomy places the organism in Eukaryota, Metazoa, Chordata, Actinopteri, Lampriformes, Lampridae.
UUUUGCGAAAGAAAGAAAAGAAGAUGGCUGCGCCCUUGAGCGCUGCGAAGGCUUUGCCGUUAUUGAAGGCCUACGCCAGAAUUAGCAUUUUAUGCACCACUUCAGGGAAUCGAGCCCUUCAUCUCACUCCAGGAUGCUGCAAGAACCAAGCAGCUCGUAUCCGUGUGGGAAAAGGAGACAGACCUUUGACCUACGAACAAGCGUAUCACCCUCAUGACAUAGCACACUAUAAAGGAUGGCUGUCCCAGCACACCAGUAAUCUACAAGGAGAGGAAGGAGCAGCUGAACGAACAGUAGAGGAUGUGUUCAUAAGACGCUUUAUCUUUGGAACCUUUCAUGGCUGUCAAGCUAAUGAGCUUGUGAUAAAGAGGCGGGGCAACAUGCUUAUAGUGUGUGCACUUAUGCUGCAGAAAUUACCACCGCAAAAGUUUUACUUCCUGAUAGGCUAUUCUGAGUCACUGCUGUCUCAUUUCUACAAAUGUCCUGUGAAAUUAGAAAUUCAGACACUGCAAGAUAAGGCAGUUUACAAGUACCUCUAAUGGAUAAUUUUGCUGAAAAGUAGUCAUUAAAUUGUUUUUCAUUU